CAUCGAGGCCGGCAAUGACGGAUGCUGACAGACAAAACCCACGUGGCCGCCAUCUGAGUAGUGGUGGUGGUGGUGGUGGUGUCGUCGCUCAAGCGUGCGACCAUCCCUCUGGAAGCCUAGCUGUGAAUGGUGUCGGCUCGCUCGGCUUGACAAGAGAGCCAACUGCUGCAUGUUGGGGAAACAGCGUGGCCUGUGACUGCUAUCGACAAGGCAUGCAUGGCUCUCGCUCAGCUCCCUGCACGGUGGUUUGCCACGGAGGCGGCUCGGGUCCAUCUGCCCGCUAGCGCACAAUCUCGACAGGGCUCAGAAGGUUCCGUCGGAUGCCCUUGUCGCAGGAGCGUCCUCUCCACUACCCCAGCCAGUCACAAGGCCAAUGGUAUCAGACUGUGAGCGUCAAAGCCAGCAUGUUUCCCCAUACUCUCUGAACCCGUGGCGGGCGUCACUGUGUCGUCCCUACCGACACCCGAUCCCGACAGCUCAUGAUAAGAACAAUGCGCCGGCGCCUUCUCGUCAGCCUCUCUGACAAGUGUGCAGCAUUGUCGAGCAGGGCCAUCAGCCAUCCUGAGCUGCCGCAUCACUAUCCUCCUCCACAACGAUUUCAUACCUUGUCUCGGAACCGCAGCUUCAGUCAUAUCACACAGAACCCGCUCGCCAUGGCCUCGAUUGUGCCCAAGCCUUCGGGCCCCGCAAAAACCUUCAACGACCUCGGCGCCAAGUAUGGCGACUUCAGAGAUGAACUGAUGCGCGAUGGAUACGCCGUCGUCAAGGGCGCCAUCCCUACGGAGAAGGCUGACGGCUACGCCAACCGUAUGUUUGAAUAUCUCGAGAACUUCAAGGGCGGCCUCGGCUUCAAGCGGGACGACCGAUCCACUUACGUCGAGAAGAACAUGCCCAUCAUCAACGAGAAGGGUCUCUGCUUCGCCUAUGGCAUCACUCACGAGGACUUUGCCUGGGACAUCCGGGCCGAGCCUGGCGUCGUCGGUGCCUUUGAGAAGGUCUUUGACACCGAGGACCUCAUCGUCUCCUUUGACGGCUUCAACUUCACAUUCCCCACCCGCACCGACAUGAAGGAGAACACUCCUUGGCCGCACCAGGACCAGGACCCCGAGAAGCCUGGCUUCCGCUGCCUCCAGGGACUCGUCAACAUGUUGCCCAAUGGCCCCAACGACGGCGGUCUCCUUGUCUGCAAGGGAGCCCACCUCCUGUCGGAAGAGUUCCACCGCGAGUUCAAGGACGAGGAGAACAAGGUCUGGGCGUGGACAAAGGAGUGGUACGGCUUCACCGACGCCGGCAUGAAGUGGCUGAAGGACCACGGCUGCCAGUGGAUCAAGGUGGAGGCCGACCCUGGCGACCUUAUCAUCUGGGACUCGCGCACCCCUCACUAUAACCAGGCGCCGACCAGCGAGAACCCUCGCUUCUGCGCCUACACAUGCUACAUGCCCGCUGCCGAGGCCACGCAGGAGGACCUGAUCCGCAAGAAGGGCGCCUUUGAGAACACGCUGCGGACAACACACUGGCCGAACGCUGCUCAUGUGGGCGGCCUGACGAUGAUGCGGGACGGCAAGCCCGAUCCAUACGAUGAUGACAAGCCGGCCAAGCCGGCCAAGCUUGACGAACGGGCCUACAAGCUGACUGGCAUCCCAUAUAUUGCUGCCACCUCGGCGUGAGGUUCUGUGGUGGGCAGCAGGCAUGCAGCAGGCAUGCAGCAGGGUUCGAGAAUGAAGAUUGGUAAUGGACAAAAAAGCCAUGGAAGGAGAGGAGGAAGCGUUUGACCAGGACUGUACAAACCUGUUGCACCUGAAUUCUUUUUUUCUUUGCUCUCCGUACAAGAUACCACGAUGACGAACGAUAGAUGGAAUAUCACCAGAGAGCCACAUGAAGCUCAAGACAGCCUACCUGUUCUCAUCUGUUUCUGCUACCCACAUGCAUGUUGCAGAUGAUCCAUCAUGUCCACCCACCACCACAACCACCUGGACAUCGGCGAC
This is a messenger RNA of Microdochium trichocladiopsis, 1985 nucleotides long. RefSeq lists its product as uncharacterized. The transcript has a single exon. Bases 480 to 1667 code for a protein of 395 amino acids. The record is from RefSeq and is a predicted model, not a curated record. NCBI's taxonomy places the organism in Eukaryota, Fungi, Ascomycota, Sordariomycetes, Xylariales, Microdochiaceae.